This is a messenger RNA of Durio zibethinus, 1748 nucleotides long. RefSeq names its product mannose-6-phosphate isomerase 2-like. Lineage: Eukaryota; Viridiplantae; Streptophyta; Magnoliopsida; Malvales; Malvaceae. Gene Ontology annotation, molecular function: zinc ion binding; mannose-6-phosphate isomerase activity. The record is from RefSeq and is a predicted model, not a curated record. Gene Ontology annotation, cellular component: cytosol. Gene Ontology annotation, biological process: carbohydrate metabolic process; GDP-mannose biosynthetic process.
AUUAAAAUAAUGGAAAAGAAAAAAAGGGGGCAUGAAAGUUCGUGCGGAAGUGGGAAUAUUAGAAACGAACUGCAAUGAAAGCAAAGCACAGUCAUGGUUCCAGAGAGAGACCCCACCUCGAAUUCUUCCAAUCUUUCUCAAUCUAAACUCUCUCUUUCCCAACUUGUUUCCCUCUCUCUUGUUACCCCGUUCAAACUCUUCAAAUACCAGCAAACAAUGCCCGUUCCUUUCCUUCUCACCUUUCUCUAGUCUUUUUUUCUUUUCUUUUUUCUUUGUUGGGUCUUUCUCUUUUUCAAAUUUCAACAAUGGCAAAGGCUAAUGCUGACAAGUUGAAGCGGUUAAGAGCUUGGGUGCAAAACUACGAUUGGGGAAGAUGUGGGAAGGAUGCACAAGUGGCGAGGCUGUUGGCUUUGAAUUGCGGGGCUAAGGUUGAGCUUGACAGGCCUUACGCUGAGUUGUGGAUGGGAACCCAUGACUCUGGACCAAGUUUUUUGGCUGAUGAUGAAGAAGAAAAUACGGUUUUGAAAGAGUGGCUUGGGAAGAAUCCAAAUGUGCUCGGUCAUAAGGUUUUGGAAAAAUGGGGGUCUGAUCUUCCUUUUUUGUUCAAGGUACUUUCAGUGGCAAAAGCCCUGUCAAUACAGGCGCAUCCAGAUAAAGAAUUGGCCAAAGAAUUGCAUAAGUUGCAGCCAAACCUUUAUAAGGAUGGUAAUCACAAACCUGAGAUGGCUUUGGCAAUAACAGAGUUCAGGGCCCUUUGUGGGUUCAUUACUCUUGAGGAGCUUAAGGGUGUACUUGAAGAUGUUCCUGAAAUUGUAGAAUUGGUUGGCAGUGCAUCAGCAAACCAAGUCUUAGAUAUUGACAACCGAGAUGGGGCAGAGACAGUAAAAUCUGCUCUGGAAUCGGUUUUUACCCAACUUAUGUCAGCUAGCAAGGAGAUGACAACUAAAGCAAUAUCAAAACUGAAAAGUCGGCUGCACAUUAAAAGUCAGUUGAGGUGUCUCACAGAGAAGGAACAGUUGGUGUUGCACUUGGAAAAGCAAUAUCCAGGUGACAUAGGUGUCAUAUCUGCCUUCUUUUUCAAUUAUGUGAAACUUAAUCCUGGUGAAGCAUUGUAUCUUGGGGCAAAUGAGCCGCAUGCAUACUUAAGUGGAGAGUGCAUCGAAUGCAUGGCAACUUCAGACAAUGUUGUCCGGGCUGGUCUUACCCCCAAGCAUCGCGAUAUUCAAACUCUUUGUUCCAUGCUAACAUAUAAGCAGGGCUAUCCCGAAAUCCUGAAAGGGUUUCCAUUGAGUCCGUACAUAACAAGGUAUCUCCCACCCUUUGACGAGUUUGAGGUUGAUCGUUGCAUUCUUCCGAAAGGGCAUUCAACGGUUUUCCCAGCCAUCCCUGGCCCUUCUAUUUUCCUCAUCUUUCUUGGGGAGGGAACACUGUAUUAUGGAUCAUGGGAAGAUAUGGUUAAUGAAGGAGACGUGCUCUUUGCACCAGCCAAAACUGAGAUUACCAUUACUACGACAUCUGAGCUGCAGCUAUACAGGGCAGGGGUGAACAGCAGGUUCUUUCACGCCUUGUGAAUUUAGAACAGAGCCGCAGCCUUCAGCCCUAGCGAGUAAAUAGUAUAUUAAUUAUUUAUUUUUGCAUGUAUCUAUGCUAUUUUUUGCUGCCCUUUAUUGUAAUUUUAGGACAUGCAAAUAUAUAGUAAAAGUUAUUAGUAUUACCACUAUAAUCUGACGGUUCAGACCCACUUUUUU